UGUGCUUGAAACUAAGGAAACACCUUCGCCGUCGUCGACAUUGUCAUCAUCCCUCGAGUCGCUGGACGACAUGUAUCAAUUUUCAUUCAUCAAUCCGUUCUUCGAUGCAUUUUUGAAAGGUAUUCGCUCGUUGCCUUCUUGGGAUGAAAUCCACAUUGCCUUGGAUCAUCUAUGUGUAAUACAGGUGUUUGAAGAUCUACAUACAAAAGAGCCUUUGCUGGCGGUAUUGAUUGAUUUUCGACAUCGUUCACGUACUAAUUGUGAUAUUGCUAGUCAGAAUGAUCCUUUAGAUCUCAUGCUUUUAGCACGCCCUCCGUCUUCAAUGGUCAACAAUUAAAAUGAAAAUUUCAAUUUUUAUGCUCCUUCCCCCCUCUUUCUCUCUUUUUAAUUUUUCUAUUCCUUUUUUUAUAUAUGUAGAUUUUGAUAUCUUCGUUUUUUUUUUCUCAAUUCAGAUCUUCCUUUUGUUUAUACUUUAUAUUGCGAUCCUUUACACUCUCCUAUUUCACAUUUCUCUUUGAAAGAGAA
Messenger RNA from Halteromyces radiatus, 525 nucleotides. RefSeq lists its product as uncharacterized. The record is from RefSeq and is a predicted model, not a curated record. NCBI's taxonomy places the organism in Eukaryota, Fungi, Mucoromycota, Mucoromycetes, Mucorales, Cunninghamellaceae. The transcript has a single exon. The coding region runs from base 71 to 337 and encodes 88 amino acids.